Sporothrix brasiliensis 5110 is the source of this 423-nucleotide messenger RNA. RefSeq lists its product as uncharacterized. NCBI's taxonomy places the organism in Eukaryota, Fungi, Ascomycota, Sordariomycetes, Ophiostomatales, Ophiostomataceae. The transcript has 2 exons. Gene Ontology annotation, biological process: mitochondrial DNA replication; positive regulation of helicase activity. Gene Ontology annotation, cellular component: mitochondrial nucleoid. The record is from RefSeq and is a predicted model, not a curated record. Gene Ontology annotation, molecular function: single-stranded DNA binding. Bases 1 to 423 code for a protein of 140 amino acids.
AUGUCCUUCGCUAUGCGCCGUGGCCUCGGCCUUACUUCCUCCCUUGCAGCCUCGUCGUCCCGCGCGUUCAGCACGACGCCCGCCCGCCGCGUUGCCCGCAUCACGAUUGUGGGCCACCUGGGUGACACGCCCGAGCUGCAGGCCACAAGCACGGGCCACGAGGUGCUCAAGUACGUGGUGGCCAGCAGCAGCGGCCCGCGCGACAACCGGCAGACGAGCUGGUUCCGCGUGUCGAGCUUCCUGCCCGAGGGCCCUCAGCGGGAGCUGCUGCGCGGCCUGCCCAAGGGCACGCUGGUGUAUGUGGAGGGCGAUGCCACGAUGGGCACGUACCAGGACGCCGAGGGCAAGACCAAGAGCUCGCUGAACAUUAUGCAGCGCAGCAUCGAGGUCCUCAAGCGCCCUGCGCAGACCGAAUCAGCAUAG